AUGCAUGUGAAGAGGUCCACGUCCACGGCCGAUCGUCGACGUCUCAUGGCAAGUGAUAGUGCAAGUGACUCGGACGCCUUGGACAGCAACCAGCGUCUGAAUUGUAACGUGAAGGGGAGGAAACGCAAGAACGAGGAAGAGGAAGUGGCCAAGAAAGUCUCGCGAAAAACGAGUUCCAAGAAGGAGAAGGAGCUAAACUCUGUUUCAAAAGAGGGUGCAAAAAGCCAGAAAAACGCAGUUCACGCUCCAGAUGCGGCAUAUACGGAGGAGCUGAAGCUCAUUGCAAUGGAGACUCGCCAAUUGAAUUUUGAAGUGGCCAAGUGGAAGCAGCAGCAGACGUUGAGACGCGAGCGGCUGCAGCUCAAGCGAGAAGAGAUUCAGUAUAAAGAGAAACUGACAAAGCAGCAGCUGCAGGUGCAGGUGAUGGAGCUACGAGCGAGACUUGGGAAAGCGCUGGAUGAGGCUGGACAGUCUCCAGCCCAGGCAAAGAAGUACCUUGCAUUACUGAAGCAAAAGGAGGAAAGAGAGCGAGGGAUUGAGUGA
This is a messenger RNA of Peronospora matthiolae, 543 nucleotides long. Lineage: Eukaryota; Oomycota; Peronosporomycetes; Peronosporales; Peronosporaceae. The record is from the annotation of a GenBank genome assembly.